Messenger RNA from Psilocybe cubensis, 1512 nucleotides. RefSeq lists its product as uncharacterized. Lineage: Eukaryota; Fungi; Basidiomycota; Agaricomycetes; Agaricales; Agrocybaceae. The coding region runs from base 1 to 1512 and encodes 503 amino acids. The transcript has 2 exons. The record is from RefSeq and is a predicted model, not a curated record.
AUGGCCUCUUCAUCUUCCACCACUGCCACCUUCGCCCAACGCCUUGCUGACUGGGAAAAAACCUUCACAGAGUGCUACCGCAAUGGCGAAAGCGCGUUCAAUGCUCAGUUGGAGCAGCUCUACAGGGACUUGGUUCCACUGUGUCAAGAACAUGUCAGAAACGUGGCCAACUUCCGCCUCGUGGAUUAUAUUGCAAGCCCUAUCGUGUAUUCAUACAAGACCAGCCAGGGCAAGGACGGCAAGCAGGUAGCAAGGUUUGAGGUCGACUGGGCGACUUUGCAUCAUCAAGUCGCAAAUUUCAAGGCAUACCAGGAAGGCCAGGAGGCACAGAGGAAGAGGAGGGAGGAGGAGGAGCAAGAGAAGAGGAGGGAGAAGGAGGAGCAAGAGGAGGAGAGGCAGAGGGUGGAGAAGAGGGGGAAAAGGGAGGUAAGGAGGAAGAGGGAGGAGAAGAAAAAGAGGGAGGAGGAAGAGGAGAGGCAGAGGGAGGAGAAGGAGGAGAGGCAGAGGGAGGAGGAGAGGAGGAAGAGGGAGGAAGAGAAGCAGAAGGUGGAGGAGAGGAGAAAGGAGGAGAGGGGGAAGAGGGAGCAGGAGAGGAAGACCAGGGAGCAGGAGAGGCAGAAGGCAGAGGAGAGGAGAAAGAGGGAGCAGGAGCAGGAGCAAGAGACAGACAAGGAGAGGAACAAGGAGGAGACGGAGAAGAGACGGGCCAAGAAGGGCAAGGGCAAGACAGUCAAACCCCCGGUGGAAGACGGACCCAUAACAGACGCCCACAAAGACAAGGGCAAACGGAAAGCGGCGGACCCCGUAGAGUCCAUUCAGUUGGCUCCAGCGGACUACAGGGGCCCACAGACAAGGAAGGGGGAAAUCAUUCUCCACAUCACCGCCUCCAACAUGCCUGGUCACCCAGCGUACAGGGAGAAGCUGGAAAGAUUGGCAAAGUCCAAGCAGGGGAAAUACAAGAGCAAAGGGAUGAUAGAAAGCCAUACGGACAAAGACGCGGACGCCGACGUCAACAAGGACAACAAAGGCAAUGACCAAGAGGCCCCGCCUACCACCCCCACCCGGAAGAUGCUCACCCAGUCUGCAAAGAAGGACACCAACCAGGACGAUAUCCCCCCCAUCAGGAAGGCGCGGUUAAGAUCCAAAAAAGCGCGCCAGGUGCCGGAGGGGAUGGUGGAUAUGGUGGAAAGGUGCAUGGGAUGCACCAAAUUCAAGGUGCCGUGCCAUGUCAAGGGGGAGACAGGCACUGAGCCUCUCGUCCCCGUAAAGCACCAAUCUUGCAAGUCUUGCAAGUCUCGCAAGAUUUACUGCAGUUUCUACCCGGGACAUUUCUAUCCGGGACGCAACACCGUCGCCGGGCAAUUCAACCUCUUGACGCCGCUGGGAAGUUACAGGAAGGUGUUGAAGUUGGAGGAGGGGGAGGAUGUUUCGGCGAAGGAGAAGGCCGGAGAAGGGUCGUUCCCCGAGGAUGUGGCAGAGCUGCUUGUGCAGCUAUUUGAGCAACAAGGCUGA